Molecule: messenger RNA, 4852 nt
Organism: Haliotis rubra (blacklip abalone)
Lineage: Eukaryota; Metazoa; Mollusca; Gastropoda; Lepetellida; Haliotidae
Product: WD repeat-containing protein 5-like
Exons: 10
Coding region: 109-1224 (371 amino acids)
Molecular function (GO): protein binding
Source: RefSeq, a predicted model, not a curated record
CAGAUAGUUUACAUGGAGGCAAGGUGACGACACGGAUCGAUAGGAACGUUCCGUUUCCUUGUUUUAUUUCUAGCUGAGGUUACUGAGUUUAUCAUUUCCAUUUCCAAGAUGAUGAGUGAAAGACUUCAACGCCCGAUGAGCGCGGCAUCUGACGCCCUUUCCUACAUGACCGAUGCUGGUCAAAGCGAUCAUGGAAGUCAAAGAAAAACCGGCCCGUACUUGGAGGGAAAUAUGAAAUUGCUGGAUACAAUUGAGUGCCCGAUUGACAUCAUGUGUUGCCGAUUCAGUGCGGACGGUGCUCACCUUGCUGUGGGACUCUGCGAUGGAUCAAUAAAAAUCUAUAGUCCAGGGACUGGGCAGAUGCUGUACAGUCUCACAGAUCAGGAUACCCAGUGUCAUCGUCUCCCCGUCACACAACUCCGCUUCCGGCCAUACACCAGCUUCGACAAGCCAGAGUACACACACAUCCUCAUUGCUUCAUAUGCAUCAGGUCACGUCAAAUUCUGGCACUACACGUCCGGUAAAUGUCUUCACACCAUCAAUGAGAUCCGCCAGGUCUUGGCUCUGGCCCUCAACCCUGACGGAACGCACUUCCUCACCGCCGGAGCAGACCCUGAAAUACACCUGUAUGAUAUCGAGACCAAGAAACUGAAGAAAACAUUUGAACCCAGUGAUGCUCGAGACAUUAUGGAUGGCCAUCGGUUCCGAGUAUUUGCUGCCCAAUUCAACCCUAAUCAACCGGACCUGUUUAUCACUGGUGGAUGGGACGAUACCGUUCAGUAUUGGGAUGUGAGAGUUCCACAUGGCCAUGCCGUCAAGAAGUUCUGUGGCCCUCACAUCUGUGGUGACGCCCUUGACAUAGACCAACUACACAACCACAUCCUUACUGGGAGUUGGAGGAAGCACUCGGUCCUUCAGAUCUGGGAUUUCUCCCUGGGAGCUAAGAUUAAGGAUGUACCGCAGGACACCCUCAACUCUAGUCAGCUAUACUGUGCCCAGUGGCUAGGCAAGGACAGCAUCAUCUGUGGAGGAACAGAUCAGAAUAUGGCCAGGAUUAUAGACAGAGGGACACUCAAUACCACCGGUCAGCUUGUAGACCUACCUCAGGGCGUCUACUGCAUCGACAAUGACCGCCAAGGCAGCUACCCCCGCAUCGCCAUCGGCAGCAGUCGCUACAUCUUCCUCGUCCGCAGCGACAAGAAAAGUCAUUACAGAGGAGACUGAUAGCAAGGCAUCUACAGGAGCAAGGCAUCACCACCACAGCAGACUUCCUCCAUCUGUGAUCAGAAUCGUUUUAAACCAGAAGUGAAGACAUAUUUUUCAGCUUGAUAUCAACAAGUUUCAUGUUUGAAUUAUUUCGGUAGUGAGAUGGCUACAAGUCUAAAGGUGAUUGUCUUGGUGUCAUGUCCUUCUCCCAGUCGCCCACUAGAAUACCUCAGGACCUUCAGUAAUAUGAAGUCUUAUCCUCAUUUGGCCAGUCAAAAACAUGUUCCUAAGUUAUAAUGUGUGUAAAAAAAAUUCUUUUUAACACUGAAGGCAUUAAGGUGGCAUUAUGGUUAAUGCCAGUCCUGCCGAAAGUCCAGGUUUGAUUCCCCACAUGGGUACACAGGGCUGUUCCUGGUGCCUUCCCACCAUAAAUUGAUAAUGCAUUUCUGAACACUGUGGGCAGCAGAUUUCUGUUUUCAAAAAUACCGGUGUUGUAGCUUGGCAUGCCCUCAUCUUGCAUGACGACCACAGUGUGUGCUAGAUACUUGUCAGUUCUAUAUAUCGUAUAUGUGAGUGGAGAUGAUGACAAGUUAGAUGUCAUAUGUUGUGUACAGUCUCCAGCCACCAGAUGAGUCUUUUGGACAAACACAGAUGCUUCAAAUAUGGGAUGCUGCUACAAAUAAGCACAAAUACUCCUUUCAUGACAAAAUUUUGAUGGUUUAAAUAAUGUUGACCAGGAUCCAUGUAAAUAGUGUUAAUUUAUGUAUAAGGAUAGGCUGACCUUAUUGGACAUUGUUACUGGACACAACUUCUGACAGUCUCUGAAGUGAUGGACUGUGAUUCAUGUUGUUAGUUGUUUCUCUGAAUUUGUUUUCAAACAUUGUCCAGUUUUUAUGAAGUAUCUAUAGAAGUUAUAACACAUUAUUCAACUAUACUGUACCAAACUGCUGUGGUAGGCUAGCUUGCUGAAACUGAUUACACUGAGAAUAUCAAACCACAAGAAAUAUAUGAUGUUUCUUCUCCUAAAACUAAAAUGAAGCCAACAUACUGCAAAGGAACUGAAACAAUUUUAGGGUUUCUAGCAUUCUUUGGUGAUAGAAAAGCAGAAUGUUACUUUUUUUAUAGAAUUUGCUUCAUGGCACACUGUAAAAUUUAUGUUUGUUGUGAACAUAUUUAUUCUUGACAUAUAGGUUAUUUUAGAUGUGUUAUAUGUACACACCACCAGGCCUUCUCUGUAACUGGAAACCCUGACCAGUCUUCUGUACUUCACAGCACCGCCAACCAUCACAGACUCGGUUCACUCAGAUUCUUAUUAUUACAGUAAAGUAAUUUUCUUCCAAAUUUAUACAAAAUAUCAACCAGGGUCCAGCUCAUGUUUCUUUUUACUUUAUGUCCUGCUCAGGAAAUGUAUGUACAGCAACUGUUGAAUGUUGUAAGUCACAGUGUCUGAAUGUGUGUCGGGAGUGUCUGUGGUGUACUCCAUCAAGUAAAGAAAGAUUUAAGGAAAGAUGGCAAUGCGUGAAGCAUUUGUCUUCAUCUGAAAACACACUUUUAUUCAUUUCCUCCAGAUUGUUAACCAUUUGUUUAUUAUUUGUCAUGAACAGUAUGACAAUCACACAUAUUAAAAUCCAUCUGUGCAUAUAUUUAUGUCUUUACUUUGAAAUAUGAAAUCCAUUGUGAAACCAUUAUUCAGAACUGUCCAGUCGCUGUGAGGCUGUUUUCAGUUCCAGGAAAUAUAUAGAAAUGCUAGAUCAUGUUUUACUGGCUCACAGGCUUGGUAGUUAAAAGUCAAUGUUUGCAAAAAAUACACCUUUUAAAAUAUUUUAUGACAUUAGAAUAUUACUCUGAAAUAUGAUUACAUUGAACAAGCUCACAUGCUAACUUAUGAACAAUAUGGAUGAGUAUAGCAGUCCUAAACAUACAGUUUCUCACAUUGCUUCUUGUGAAAACUGGUUAAUGUUUUAAUGUCUUAAUGUUGUUUGUUCCAAGAAGUUCUUGCUAAACGAACUGUCCAUUUUUCUUGCCAGUCAUGUACAUGAAGUCUUUGUGGUUUGCUGGGUGGAUCGAACAAGAUGACCAGUUCAUAACAGUAUUCUACUAGCAAGGAUUUCGCUGGUAUUAUAAAAAAAUUUCAGUGUUAUUUGAGAACUUUAACGUUUCGUCCAAGAUAUAUAUAUCGAUGACAUGCUGAUAAUAGUGACAUUAUAAAGUGAAAGAAUUUUGUGGGCCUUAAUGUCUUUAUGGGUGGUCUUGGACUUUUCAAGUGACAAUGAGACUUUGAAUGAGUGAUAUCUUAAAUUUUUGUUAUCAUGGUACUGAUGUUUCAGUACCUCAAAUGAUGGUUAUCUAACCAAUUCCUUGUCUUUGUUUCAUGGUAGGAAAAUACAUGCUGUUUUUCUACUAAAUAGUAACUUCAAUCACAGGUAGUGUGUUCCGUGAAUGUAAAUAAUCAUCAUUCAGGUAACAUUACAGGUAACUAAUUAAGCGGACAGGUCAUUUACAGAUGGCAAUAUUGUUGUAAAUGUGAAAGUCGACUCCCCUCAGAACAGAAGAUAGUGCACACAGAACAUAUACAGAGACAACACCAAGAGAUGCUGCUGAGUUUCGGCUCUCUUCAUCACGGUCUGUUCUAUGAUAGUGUGAUGUUCAAAAUAAAGUCUCCACUUUUCUUUCUUUCUUUCUUUUUUCUUUAUGUUUUGGUGCAUAUCAAGGUGAUAAAAAAAGACCCGUGAUUUAGUCAGGACACAGGUAGCCAAGUGGAUUGUGCCAAGUCAUUCCUGAGUUCUGUUUAAAGAUGACCAGGGAGACAAGUGUCACUUCAAUACCAGAUUAAUGGCUUCAGCUGACGUUAGUGUGUAAGUUAUUACCUCUCUCAUUUAUAUGUGCUGUCAAACAUUUCCAGAUGCAGAUCCGAUGUAUUUUAGUACUUACUGUUAGUCAACACGCUGUUCACGUGACUGUUUUUGUUAAAGGUACUUGUGACAAACAAUGUUUAUGUGGGGAUUCCAUAUUGAGUUGGCCUCCAGAAAAGUAGGUAAGCUUGUUGUAGAAGGCAGAGUAAUGGAUAAACGGCACAGGCUUGGUUUCUAUUGAUUGCGAUUCAUGCUGUAACUGUACUUAGAUGUGUAUUUUGCUGCCAUGAGCUUAAUCUUUUUGUGCCUCACAUCACACGGACAGGUGCAAAUUAGGAGUUACCUGAAGGUCAUUUUAAUCCGAAGUUUGUGUAAAAUAGGAUCACUCACUGGUUUAAUAAUGCCUUAUAGACUAGACCGAAAGGAGUUGAUGUAUAUUGAACUCCUAAAGAAAGGUAUCAAUAUCCUCAGUGAAUGAUAACAUGUGAAUAAAUAGUCAAAUUCUGACAACUACAUGACGGUUGUGAAACCAAAUGCCAGUAAUAUUACAUUACACGUGUCGAUUCAUUUGAGAAAAGCAUUUCUCUCUUGUAGCCACUCAGUGAAUUUGUUUGUUUGUUUAUUUGAAAUAGAAUGCUUUAAUUGUUUACAUAGAUUAGGUCCUGUUUUUUAUUAGGUCUGUGAUUGUUGAUAUACUGAUAAUUUAAUGGAUUUAAUUAUAUUUUUGUUACAUGCAAAUUUACAGCAAUAUCUAUUGUACAUUGCCCUGAAUGAUUAAAUCUAUUUUGAUCAGA